Hibiscus syriacus is the source of this 1036-nucleotide messenger RNA. RefSeq names its product nitrate regulatory gene2 protein-like. Lineage: Eukaryota; Viridiplantae; Streptophyta; Magnoliopsida; Malvales; Malvaceae. The transcript has a single exon. Bases 184 to 906 code for a protein of 240 amino acids. The record is from RefSeq and is a predicted model, not a curated record.
UUCAUUCACCCGCCACUACACGAAAAAGCAACCCUUAAAAUACUCCAUUACCUAUUAUUUUUCCUUCCUUACUAUUUUUCUUUUUGUUUGAUCCGUGCUUUGUUUUGCUCCGCAUAGAUUUUCUGUUUUUAUUCCUUUUUCUAUUUUUCUUGUCUUGAUCAAAUAGUGAAGUGUUCGAGAACAAUGGGUUGUGCGGCGUCGAAGCUGGACUAUGAAGACAUCGUACGGCGGUGCAGGGAGCGGCGUCACCUGAUGAAGGAAGCCGUCCACGCUCGACACCGCUUAACCUCCGCUCACGCCGACUACUGUCGCUCUCUUCGUGUCACAGGCCCAGCUCUCGCUUCCUUCGCAGCCGGUGAGCCUCUUUCCGUCUCCGACGAAACCCCCGCAGUUCUUCUUCGACCAUCUCCUCCACCAGCCAAUCCCACCCCUCUAAGUGUCCCUCAUUCCCCUUCCCCUUCCCCUUAUGUGGCUCCCAAUUGUCGCCGGUCACGUAAGUUACCACCGAAACUCCCCCACAUUUUGUCGGAUUCGAGUCUUUCUUCUUCUCCCCUAAGCUCGAAAUCCGGUUUUUCCAACUAUUUUUACCCGACGGCAUAUCAAGCUAAUUCAACGUACUCAGCCACUCCUUCCCAAGUUUCUUCUGUUUGUAACUGGGAAAAUUUCUACCCUCCUUCCCCGCCGGACUCCGAAUUCUUUGACCAAAAAGCAAAACAACGAAAGCAACAACAACUAAUCCAGCAGCGUCCUCGAAAUCUACAUUCUAACUACCCUGAAGAGACGGAAGAUACCAAAACGGAAAAAUCAGGAUACGAUUUCUUCCGUCCAGAAAAACCGAACCACCAUUACAAUAUCAAUACCGCCAGUAUGAGUGGUAGAACUUCCUUUCUAUUUUCCGGAGUGUGAUGCCUUUUUCUCAUCCUCCGGCUUAUUAUCCAUUUUAUACCCCGCAGCAGCCCCGUACAUCGGAUGCCGUGGUGGCGGCUGCACUGGCGGAGGAGUCCGAUGGAGAUGAUGCAAUAUGGUUGGUAUACCU